UUAUUUUCCUCUGACGACUCUGUCACCCCCUAAGAAGGGAAAACGAAACAUAUUUUGCUCAGCGAUCUGGCUGUAAUAUGUUGUAAAAUGGACCAAAUAGAAAGCUCAAAUUUCUCUACAGCUGAGGAAGAUGAAUCUGCGAAGAAAUUAGUAUGGUGUUUGACACGAGUCGGGAAAGAUUUGGACUGGCUCCGCUUGUUCGAGAAUACAGAGGUCACAAUUGGACGUGGCUUAAAUGUCACUCACCAGCUCGUGUCCCCAAGCUGCCCCCUAAUGAUAUCCAGAAUGCACUGUAUGUUCAAGCAACGAGACGGAGGCCAAUGGACGGUGACCGAUAAGAAGAGCCUUAAUGGUGUGUGGGUGAAUGGAGAACGAAUUCCUGUGGACAAAGCUCACCCGCUGAGGCUUGGGGACUCGAUAAAGUUGGGGGUGCCCAUCGUCGGCACCAAAGUGGAGUAUGAGUACAUACUUGUUCGGCAGCGCCUCGAGGACAUCAAACCCUAUCUAGUGACGGGACCUAGUGAAGGGGCAUGCGCCACAUCCAGAAUCAAGAAGACGAAGAGGAAAUUUAACUCUGAACUGGAGCCUUCAACCUCAUCUAAAUCCAAGCUCUACCGCCAUUCUGCCACAGAAAAGUCCCAGGGCCAGCCCUGCCCCACAGACGAGCCCCGGGACAGGCCAGGGACCAGGGUACGGGAGGAGGCCGGGCCCAGCGUGCGGCAGCAUCGGAGGCUGGACUCGCCUCUAGAGAGACCCAGCAGUCCUAGCAGGAAUCUGUCCAGCCUGCAAAUGUACAGCCAGAACAUGCUGGUGCUGUUGGAGCGGAUGAACUUCACCCAGCGGCGGGUGGAGGCCCUGGAGGGUGAGGGGCGGCGACAGCGGGACGACCCUCACCGGGAGGAGCAGGUGAGGGAGCUGCAGAGCCAGCUGGAGAUGCUGAGGGGCCAGCUGCACAGGAUGGAGUUGUUGGAGAGGUCCAUCAGCGAGACUGAGAACCGCCUGGAGGUGCAAAAAACACAGCAUGAAGAGGAGGGUUUGACAAAACAGUUGGAGGAGAAGGGUUUGAAAAAGCAGCUGGAGGAGGCAUUGCAAGAGCAAAGAAAAGUCAUAGAGGAACUUGCACUCUCUCGACAAGGCUUCGAGGACGUCCUCAAGGCCAAAGACAAAGAGCUGGAGGUGACAAAGGAAGAGAAGGAGAGGGCGAGAACUCAAAAGGAGGAAGUGGUAACACAAAUGACGGAGGUGCUGGAGAACGAACUUCAAUGCAUCAUUUGUUCUGAGCUCUUCAUUAGGGCGGUGACCCUUAACUGCGCCCACAGCUUCUGCCUGCACUGCAUCAGUGAGUGGCGCAAGCGGAAGAACGAGUGCCCCAUCUGCCGGCAGGCCAUCCUGUCUCAGACCCGCUCGCUGGUGCUGGACAACUGCAUUGAUCGCAUGGUGGAGCAGCUCAGCCCAGACAUGAAGCAGAGACGACUGGUGCUCAUCACUGAGAGGAAAGGUGAGAGCCAGAGGAGGUGAUGGUGAUCCACGACGACGACAGUAGUAGUAGUAGUAGUAGCAGCAGCAGUAGCAGCAGUAGUAGCAGCAGCAGUAACAGUGACCUCUUCAUGGAUAGCUUCAGCUCCGUCAUCUCCCUGGAAGGGAGCAUCAUUUGGAGCUCCAGCCCUGCAUCUUAUAUCAGUGAUGAUUCAGAUGUGGACAAUGAUCUUUAGCCAAUUUGACGUUGGGUGUUUCACGUAACUUUUUUUCUUUCUUUUUUCUGUUACACGCAUUGUCCUGUAAGGUUGUCAGACGGCCGUGGAGAGUGCAGAGGAAAAAGCCAGUCCUUGACAGGAAACUAAGGCACUCAAUAUUGUACGAUUAAAUUACGUUAGUGUUCAUAUAUUUGGUAACAGUGUCUUUUUCUUUUUUGUGUUCAUUUAUUUUCCCAUUGAAACAGAAUAAAGUUUCUUCAUUAAUUUGAA
Messenger RNA from Salvelinus namaycush (lake trout), 1964 nucleotides. It is a transcript of the gene rnf8, whose product is annotated as ring finger protein 8, E3 ubiquitin protein ligase. Gene Ontology annotation, cellular component: site of double-strand break; cytosol; ubiquitin ligase complex. The record is from RefSeq and is a predicted model, not a curated record. The transcript has 9 exons. Gene Ontology annotation, molecular function: histone binding; ubiquitin protein ligase activity. The coding region runs from base 88 to 1518 and encodes 476 amino acids. Gene Ontology annotation, biological process: ubiquitin-dependent protein catabolic process; double-strand break repair; protein K48-linked ubiquitination. NCBI's taxonomy places the organism in Eukaryota, Metazoa, Chordata, Actinopteri, Salmoniformes, Salmonidae.